AUCAGCUGGCGUCAAGACUGUCCCGUACUAUCACAAUGUCCAGUACAGCCCCUAACAGCACCCCAUCACCAGCAACAGAUCCAGAAGGUCACGGUACACAACAUGCGGAAGGUCAACGCCGGGGACAUAAGAGAACAAAGUCAGCUAUCAAUGCGGGGGAUUUGGUACCGAACUUUGUGGAGUCGAAGGAGCGCACAGUGCUGAUGCAGGCGAUUGACGGGGUGCACGCUGGCCUGGACAGUGACCUGCAGAAAAUUGCGGACUCUGACGACACCACAGGCGACAGUAAGGAGCUCUCGACGAGAUUUGCCCAGUCGGUGUUCCAGCAAACGUCUGUGUUGAUUCGGAGAGACUUCACGAAUUUGCUACGCAGUCCCGCGACCCGAUUUUCUUAUGGAAUUAUUGUCGUGCAAUUCCUGUUCUAUGGCCUUCUUUUCUUGGGUAAGUGGAUAAUUACGAGUGGCUUUGACUGA
This is a messenger RNA of Sphaeroforma arctica JP610, 473 nucleotides long. RefSeq lists its product as hypothetical. The transcript is spliced from 3 exons. Bases 36 to 473 code for a protein of 145 amino acids. NCBI's taxonomy places the organism in Eukaryota, Ichthyosporea, Ichthyophonida. The record is from RefSeq and is a predicted model, not a curated record.